AUGGAUCUUAUUAAUACUUAUAUUGAACGUUAUAAACAACAAUAUCUGUUAAGUCUGCUGCCGUUUUUUCGUGUUUAUAUAUCAAUAAAACAAUAUCCAUUAAUUUUUAAACCAAGUUAUUUUAUUCAACCGUUUUUUGAUCUUGUUACAUAUCCAUAUUGGCGUCUUGUUAUUGCUAGCGCAUGCAUAUAUGAAAAAGAAAUUAUAAUGUGGCCUCUAGUUGAUGGUUAUUCUGGAUGGUAAAAUCUUUAUAUUAAUUCUACUAUUUCCAAUUCAAAUAAUUCGUUAGAAAAGAAAAACCUUUCUAGUAAAGAAAUUUUCCUGGGCUCCGAUUCAUCCUAUAAUUCCUAUUUUUUUGAAAAAUCCUAUAUUUUGACCUAUAUUUCGAUUGAUUUUUCUAUUUUUCCUAUAUUUUGUCAAAAAAGUGGAAAAAUUUUACGAGACUUGACUUUUUCCUGAGGGGGAGUACAGGCAGGGUUGCCAGAUCAUCCGAAUUUUUCGGAAAUUUCCGAAUUUUCUAAGUUUUUCAGACUGCUUUCCGAAUUCAUCCGAAUUCUUGAGAUUUUUCCGAAUUUUUUUGAAUCGCAGUAUUUUUUAAAAAUUUCAUUUUGCAUUACAAUUUUCGAUAGAACUUUUGAUAGAUUUCAUAUUGCGCCAUCUUUACUAUCCUGUAAUCAUUAGUAAUUGAUUUUAUUCUGACAGACAAGAAGGGAAGGGAGAGAAGAUGCAAUAUGAUACGCAUCUUUUUUCAAAUUUCAUCUAAGAGUUCUCAAAAUAGCUUCAAUCAAUGUUUGGUUUUCGAAUAAGUCAUAUGAAUGACUAGUAUCUCUAGAAAGCGUAAUCUAAAUAACAAUAAGGAUAUUGUUUUACUUUUUAAUGGUUAUAUUUUAGAAAGAUUGUUGAAUAUUGGUGCAAGAGCAAAUGAAUGCGUUCAAUCUGAUCACUUAUGUUCAUAUUUUUUAAAUAUUGACCCAAAGACAGUACCGAGUUUGAAACUAAUUGUUACCUAUGUAUUUUCUAUUCCAUGUAGCAGUUCUUUUCUUGAAUCAAUAUUCAGUCACAUGACUAACUUAUGAUCUGAUUAUCGAAAUUGAAUGGAUAUCGAAUUGAUGAAAUCUGAGUUAUAAAUCAGAAAGAAUUCCGAUAUUCCUUGUGCAAAUGUUCAUGACUUUCUUUUACUCAAGAGGAACUAUUGAAAAAAAAUAGCUUAAAAUGAAAUGUUUGUUCGAAAAAACGUCUUAGUAAAUGAACUUUAGUUUCUUUUUCAAUAAAUGUUUUGAACUGUACAGGGUGUUAAAUAACCUUUCCGCCCCCCUCUAUAACCUAAAGUAUCCAUGAUAUCACAAAUGUAUUU
Molecule: messenger RNA, 1354 nt
Organism: Rotaria sp. Silwood1
Lineage: Eukaryota; Metazoa; Rotifera; Eurotatoria; Philodinida; Philodinidae
Source: the annotation of a GenBank genome assembly